CAAUGGGAGCGGGGCAUGCAAAUGAGCAGGUGCAGCGGCGAGGCGGCUCUCGGAAGGGAUGUGAGAGGCGCGCUGGGCGGCCUCAGAGCAGACGCCGGGCUUCGGCUUCGAGCAGCCAGCUCCGCUCUCCCGCCAUGGCCCCCGCUCCGCCCCCUGCCGCCUCCUUUUCACCCGCCGAGGUCCGGCGGCGCCUGGAAGCCGGCGCCUGCUGGGUCCGCCGCGGCGCCCGCCUCUACGACCUCACAGACUUCGUGCGGCAGCACCCGGGGGGCGAGCAGCUGCUGCGGGAGCGGGCUGGCCAGGAUGUCAGUGCCGACCUGGACGGGCCCCCGCACCGGCACUCGGCCAACGCACGCCGCUGGCUGGAGCAGUUCUAUGUGGGCGAGCUGCAGGUAGACCCUCAGGAGCCUGUGGAGAAUGGUGCUGUAGCCUCUACAAACACUCAGAAGAUGGACCCUAUAAUGGAGCCCAAGUUCAAGAUGGUAGACUGGGACAAGGACUUGGUUGACUGGCAGAAACCCUUACUAUGGCAAGUAGGCUACUUGGAGUAUGAUGAGUGGGUACACCAGCCAGUAGCCAGGCCUAUACGCCUCUUCUACUCAGACUUCAUUGAGACUUUUACCAAGUCUGUCUGGUACAGUGUCCCCAUCAUCUGGUUACCCCUGGUGCUAUACCUUAGCUGGUCCUGCUACCAAAUCCUCUCCCAGGGCAAUGUCCGAAUCUUCUCAUCCUUCACCACAGAGUACUCAGUGGCUGUGCCUAAGUCUGUGUUCCCUGGUCUCUUCAUCUUGGGGAUGUUCAUCUGGACCCUACUAGAGUACCUUAUCCACCGCUUCCUGUUCCACAUGAAGCCCCCCAGCAGCAGCUAUUACCUCAUCACGCUGCACUUUAUUGUGCAUGGCCAACACCAUAAGGCACCCUUUGAUCAGUCCCGCCUGGUCUUCCCCCCAGUGCCAGCUUCUCUGGUCAUCGCCUUCUUCUACAUUUCCUUGAAGCUCCUCCUGCCCAAGGCAGUGGGGGGCACUUUGCUUGCUGGAGGUAUCCUGGGCUACAUCCUCUAUGACUUGAUCCAUUACUACCUGCACUUCGGCUCCCCACACCAGGGCUCCUACCUGUACAACUUGAAGGCCCUCCACGUCAAGCAUCACUUUGCAUAUCAGAAGUCAGGAUUUGGCAUCUCUACUAAUAUUUGGGAUAAAAUUUUUCACACUCACAUACCGGAAGAACCCCACUCAAAGAUGCAGUGACAGUUCCCAGUCCUGCCACGCUGCCCUCAGCCCAACCAUAACCCCUGCCACACCCCUGACCCCAUCCAGACCCUGAAAAGAAGGUUCGCUUGACCAACAGGAUGGGCUUUGUCUGGACCUUGGGCUUGAUGGAUGGCACUAGGGAGGGACCUUGAAGACUGAGAGUAAUCCUGAGACUAGCCUGCUGACCUGCCACACAAAGAUCACAGCCAAAUGGCCUUCAGAGACUAGCUCUUUCCUAGAGCAUCCAGACCUUCUACCCAAGUCACCACUCAACUCAAAGCCAGUGCUCACAGGACUGCAUCACGACCUGCCAAUGGGAAACUCUUCCAGGGGAAUGAAGGAAACUGAACCCUGGGGCCUGAUCCAUGUCCCACCUACAUCUCAGACCCUUGGACUUCUUAGAAACCAACAUACACACACAGUAGAGCUGCCAAUGUUUGAAGCAAAGCCCAAGGCCUUCAGGAUUUGUGACCCUCAUGCACCCCACCCUCCUUUUAGGGGAGAGGGAGUGGUGUCUGAGAGCUGUGACAGGAUGACAGUGAGGUGGAUGAGGGCUUUUACAAGAAGAGCCAGCAUGAUGCCUCCCACGAGCCAUCCUUAACUCUUGAGGGGCACCUUUGUCCCCUGCAAGCCACAGAUGCCAGCUGGACUGCCAGAUGCCUCCUCCAGCACCCUCAGCGCGUGGCCUUCACCUGCCUGUGCAGAUGGGCCAAAGGGAGCUGGCAUCAGUUCGGGUUGGCGAGAGCCCAGGCCUCUUUCUUUAGGAACCACCAGCUGCUCCAGCUGCCUCUCCUCCUGCUUCCAGAAUCACAAAGCUUUCCCCAAGGGAGACUGCAGAGGCAUCUCCAUGGGUGGAAGCCACCCCUACUCUGUCCAGUCACCUUUUACUGCUGCCUGGCAGUGGGGGCCCUGACCCCCUUACUCAGGACUCUUGUAGCUAGUGCCUCCUUAACCUAAGAGGGAACCUGCAUACAGUGCCUUAUCUCCCCACCUCCUUUGCUUUCCUAGACCCUCUCCCAGCAGAUGAAGUCCCCACCCUUUCUACCUAAUAACCAAAAUCCUUGCUGUUUAUAAGAGGUCUUAUUUAUAAACAGUAGCAGCACCCUUAGACUGGCUCUUGAACAAGUAGCUGCUCGGAAUGUUCUUUCUAAUCCUCCAUGUUGAACUGAUGUAAAAGAAGAGAAAAAAAAAAAAAGAAAAGAAAUUGUUCCCUUCUUACCCAUAAACAUUUACUACUUGAAAUGUUAAAAGCUCAAUGAGUGUCAAAACUAAAGAGGAACAGUUUGAUCAGUCCUGUGAUUUGUACUGUUUACUGUGGAGUUAUUUAAAGAUUUUGGAAUAAAUAUACAAAGUAGAGUUGUGAAAUAAAGGUGUAAAUAAAUUGUAUAUUUUGAAAAAUAAAAGUAUGCCAAAAGAAA
Messenger RNA from Erinaceus europaeus (western European hedgehog), 2668 nucleotides. RefSeq names its product fatty acid 2-hydroxylase (gene FA2H). The record is from RefSeq and is a predicted model, not a curated record. Lineage: Eukaryota; Metazoa; Chordata; Mammalia; Eulipotyphla; Erinaceidae. Gene Ontology annotation, molecular function: iron ion binding; fatty acid 2-hydroxylase activity. Gene Ontology annotation, cellular component: membrane; endoplasmic reticulum. Gene Ontology annotation, biological process: fatty acid metabolic process; lipid biosynthetic process.